UCCAACAACAUCAACUAGGAAACACACGACAGCUAAAAUAAGAAGUGUUGAUCAGACUCAACUCACUUCUGCAUUACUCACUCAACAUUAUAUUCAUUUAUGAGUUAUAAGAUAUCUGUUUUCUCUUCAGUUAUUAUUUAGAUCUGUCCUGAUGGAGAAGAUGAAUGAUGUGAUUUUCUUCUGUUUGUGUUUGUGGAGUCUGUCUGGUGUGUUUGGUGAGUUUAUGUCAGUGACUGAAGGAGAUUCAGUGACUUUAUCUGUCAGUCUCACUGAAUCACAGAGAGAGGACAGAAUCUCCUGGCAGUUUAGAUCUCAAGAAAUAAACGCAGCAGAAAUUAUCAUAGCUGAAACAGAAGAUAAAGGAAAUACUGUCAGUUUACAUGAUGAUAGACCUGAUGGAAGAUUCAAAGACAGACUGAAGUUAAACAAACAGACUGGAUCUCUGAUCAUCACAAACACCAACAUCACACACACUGGACUUUAUCAAGUGAACAUCAUCCGCACAAGUACCCAACUCAAAAUAUUCAAUCUUACUGUCUAUGGUGUGUUUGGUAGUGAGUUUGUGUCAGUGAUGGAGGGAGAUUCUGUCACUUUAUCUGUCAGUCUCACUGAAACACAGAUAAAAGAGGGAAUCACCUGGAAGUUUGGACCUCAAGAAACUCCUAUAGCUAAAAUGAAAGACUAUAAAACUACUAUAUAUGAUGAUAGACCUGAUGGAAGAUUCAAAAACAGACUCCAUAUAAACAAUCAGACUGGAUCUCUCACCAUCACAGACAUCAGAACCACACACACUGGACUUUAUAUUAUAACCACCAGGAGCCAAGAGAAACCACUCAACAUAUUUAACAUCACUGGUGAGUAA
Messenger RNA from Misgurnus anguillicaudatus (oriental weatherfish), 862 nucleotides. The record is from RefSeq and is a predicted model, not a curated record. Lineage: Eukaryota; Metazoa; Chordata; Actinopteri; Cypriniformes; Cobitidae.